Messenger RNA from Labrus bergylta (ballan wrasse), 4038 nucleotides. The record is from RefSeq and is a predicted model, not a curated record. NCBI's taxonomy places the organism in Eukaryota, Metazoa, Chordata, Actinopteri, Labriformes, Labridae.
UUCAGGUACUUCGAGGCUCACCUUGCAGUUAAAACUGAACAAGUAAAACAGUCCCUGCACACAUUGGAGGGAGGUACCACUGUUCCCCAGCAGCCAUUUUACAAGGCAUACACGUACACCAGAGAGCAGUUUAUCGAGAUGAUGGAGUUCCUCAUUGACUGUGGUCCUCCUCAGCUGUACUGGGAGCCAGUGGAGGCUUUCUACAAAAUGUCCUGUGUCCCUUUAAUGCUGCAGCUGAUAUCGUUAGCCUGUGACUGGAGGACUUACUACGGCAGGAGUGACACAGUGCGGUACGCUCUGGACAUCCUGGCCAUGUUGGUGCUGGUUCCCAAAGUUCAGUUGGUGCUGGCGGACACUGUGGAGGUCCUGGACGAAACCAAUUCUCCUGUUUCCACUGUGGGUAUGAGCAUCAUCCUGGGUGUUGCAGAGGGCGAGGUGUUUGUCAAUGACGCUGAAAUCCAGAAGUCUUCUCUACAGGUCAUAAUAAACUGUGUGUGCGCCCCAGACCAGAGCAUGAACACAGCGGGGGCUUUCACUGUCACCCCCCUUAGGCCGUCCCUCCACCUCAAACAGCCGCCCGCCCCCCACAACAGAGUGCUGGUCCACAUGUGGCAGGUGGUGCAGAACAACAAUGGCAUUAAGGUGCUUCUGUCUCUGCUGUCCGUGAAGAUGCCGAUCACAGACGCCGACCUGAUUCGAGCUCUGGCCUGUAAAGCUCUGGUUGGACUCUCCCGCAGCUCAGCGAUCAGGCAAAUCAUCAGCAAACUGCCGCUCUUCACCAGCAGCCACAUCCAACAGCUGAUGAAGGAGCCGGUGCUGCAGGACAAACGGAGCGAGCACGUCCGUUUCUGCAGAUACGCCGCUGAGCUGACGGAGCGAGUGUCGGGAAAGCCCCUCCUCAUGGGUACGGACGUCUCGCUGGCUCGUCUGCAGAAGGCCAACGUGGUCGCCCAAUCACGGAUCACCUUCUCUGAGAAGGAGCUUCUCAUCCUGAUCAGAAACCACCUGGUGACCAAAGGGCUGAACGACACAGCGAACACGCUCGUUAAAGAGGCCAACUUACCCGUUAACUCCUCCUCCUGUGUCACGCCUCCCGCCUCCGCACUCAUCCCAAGGACAUGCAGGUUACCUCGGGUUGGAUCCUCUCCGGCGUCCUCCGCUGCAGCCUCCUCCACCACUCCCUAUCGCUCCCCUGUCCUUCCUCACGCCUCGUCUGCCUCUGCCAUGCUCCCCCCUCCCCCUCCUCCUCACCCGUCCUGUCACUCGUCACCUCAGGGACAGGCUUCACCUUUGCUCGGACGCAUUUUGUUCACGCGGGAACGACAAGCGACCCCAUGCAACUCAGGAAAAAAAUUCAGGGCUUUGAAACAGAAGUCUGACCACGGGGCUUUCAUACAGACUCCGGCCAUGAAGAAGCAGCUGGAGCGCCACCUCCCGUCCCCUCCGUCCCUCGACAGCAUCAUCACCGAGUACCUGAGGGAACAACACGCCCGCUGUCCCAACCCCGUCACCACAUGCCCCCCCUUCUCCCUCUUCACCCCGCACCGCUGCCCUGAGCCCAAACAGAGGAGGCAGGCGUCGCCCAACUUCACCGCCCGACUGGGGAGCAGGGUGCUGUACCCCAAAUACGGAGGUGUGGACAGAGGGUGUCUGGAUCGACAUCUCAUAUUUAGCAGGUUUCGUCCGAUGUCGAUCUUCCACGAGGGCGGUUUCACCUGUUGUGCCUUCUCAGCCCGCGAGCGUUUCCUGAUUCUGGGAACCUACUCGGGUCACCUCAAGUUUUACAACGUCUUCUCUGGACAGGAGGAGGCGAGCUACACCUGCCACAUAUCAGCCAUCACACACCUCGAACCCUCCAGGGAUGGAAAGUUGCUCCUCACCUCGGCUCCUUGGAGUGAACCUCUGUCUGCUCUGUGGAGUGUGGACAGCGUCUUCAGCAGAAAGCACUCGUUUGUAGACGAUCACUACGUGGAGUUCAGUAAACUCUCUCAGGACAGAGUCAUCGGCACCAAGGACCAAGUCGCACACAUCUAUGACAUCCAGACGGGUCAGAAGACACUCACCCUGAACGACCCCGCCCUGGCCAAUAACUACAAGAGGAACUGUGCCACCUUCAGCCCCACGGACGACCUGGUGCUGAACGACGGCGUGCUGUGGGACGUGCGGGCGUCUAUGGCCAUCCACAAGUUUGACAAGUUCAACAUGAACAUCAGCGGGGUUUUCCAUCCCAACGGCCUGGAGGUCAUCGUCAACACAGAGAUCUGGGACCUGAGGACCUUCCACCUCCUUCACACCGUCCCCGCUCUGGACCAGUGCAGACUGGUCUUCAACAGCAACGCCACCAUCAUGUAUGGAGCGAUGCUGCAGGCAGACGACGAGGACGACGCCAUGGACGAGCAGAUCAAGAGUCCCUUCGGCUCGUCCUUCAGGACCUUUGACGCCACGGACUACAAGCCAAUUGCGACCGUGGAUGUGAAGAAGAACAUCUUUGACUUGUGUACAGACAGCAAAGACUGCUACCUGGCUGUCAUCGAGAAUCAGGACACGGUGAGCUUGGACACGGUGUGUCGUCUGUACGAGGUGGGACGACAGAAGCUGGCAGAAGAGGGAGACGACGACGAUCAGGAUGAAGACCAGGACGAUGACUCCUCGGACACAGAUGAUGAUGACGAUGAUGAUGACGAUGAUGACGAUCUGGACACCGACCGGCUCAUAGACGAAAUGGUGAAUGAUGAAAACGCAGAAGAAGACGGGGACGAGUCGCCCUCUCCCACAGACGAGGAGAUUGCAGAUCUUCUCGGCAGCAACAGCGAUAACGACAACAGUGAUGACAAUGAUGAUGACGACUCUGAAGACUCGGAUCAUUCAUACAGAAGUGAUGAAGGAUCGAGCGUGACUUUUGACUUUGAAAACAUGUUGUAUCCAGAGCCCUCAGAUGACGACUUGUCUCAGUUGCUUCGGGCUUACAGCAGCAGCUCGUCCCCCUGACCCCGGGAUGAGAUGAUCGUCUCUCUUCUGUCAAAACGAAAGCCAACGUGGACUUUUCUUUUUAACCAUCAUUUCUCCUUUAACAGGCAAGUAAACUGUGAAUACACCGCUAUGCACUAAAGCUUCCCAGAGGAGGACAAAACAUAUCUCUGAUUUACUCUCUAUGUUCUGAACUUACGAGAGACGACAAUGACGGCAAAUAAAUGAUUACCCAUAGUUCAUGGGGCUCAGGAGAAUAAACGGACUCUUCACUCGGCUGUCGGAGGAUUGACAUUUGUUUCUCUGCUCGACAGAAGAGGUUUCUCACGUUCUCAAAAACAUUUUCUCACAGUCUUGAGCUCACAUGACCUCUCGACUAACAGAGGAACGUGAUCGUCUGUCGAGGAGUUUUCAUUAUAUGUUCCCCUGUGUUCUCAUCAAUGAAUCAUUCAGGUUAAAUCUAAAGCGCAGAAUAUGAACACCUGGAUGUGAUAUUAGAUUUUCUUGAAUCCUCUAGACGCGCUGUUUGUAAGACUGAAUCCAUUUACUUCCUCUGAGAGUGGAUUAAGGUGUUGAACUCUAAAGUUUCAUGAUUAAAGGGCAAAUAUUUCAAUAAAGUCAGUAAGGAAGCACAGAAACAGCCGGGCGCCUUUAAUACUUUGGAAACCACUUAUAUUUUCUCAAACUUGAUCUUUACGUCUGCUCAUGGAUCUGAUUGGCUCCUCCUCCACCCUAAUCUCUGCUUUGCCUCCAGAUUUUACAAACUUCUGUUUUACCGUUCAAAUCAUCAAAAGUAAAAACUUUUAAAGAAUUGAACUGCCCUCUUCUUUAGGAAGCAGUAGAUACUUAAUGUGCACAAUGUCUAAACGGCAACUGUGCAAUCCAAUGCACUGCUGCUUUGCUCAUUUUGAGCCCGUUGUUUUCAUUAAAGGUGACAUAUCUUCCUCCUCUCCAACCAGUUUAAAUAAGUCUAAGAGCUCCCCAAAAUGUCUGUGAAGUCUUUUGUUCUAAAUCCACUCUGAUCCUGUAUUUGAUCAUGUCUAUAAACCCCUCUAUUUCAGCCCUGCUCAG